Molecule: messenger RNA, 309 nt
Organism: Periconia digitata
Lineage: Eukaryota; Fungi; Ascomycota; Dothideomycetes; Pleosporales; Periconiaceae
Source: the annotation of a GenBank genome assembly
AUGGAACACCAGAGUGUCAACCCCAGGGCAGGCGAUGACAGCCCACUCAAGAUUAUCUCUACUUUGGUAACCAGCCCAACCCCCGAACAUUACAAAACUGUUUUGCCAAAGAGCACAGAUAUACCAUCUCCCAACGAAGAAGAGCACAAGGUAGACCAGGUCUACAACAUACCAACUGCUUGCAUGGGCGCCCCAAAGCCGUACAAUCAACCACGCAUGAAGAUGCGCCGCCCAUAUUCCCCUGUCUACAUUACGCGAGCUGAACGUGCUAGGAUGCUUUCAAAUGUCAAUGGAGAUGUGAGUUGUUGA